This is a messenger RNA of Sordaria macrospora k-hell, 1275 nucleotides long. RefSeq lists its product as uncharacterized. Gene Ontology annotation, cellular component: fungal-type vacuole membrane. The record is from RefSeq and is a predicted model, not a curated record. NCBI's taxonomy places the organism in Eukaryota, Fungi, Ascomycota, Sordariomycetes, Sordariales, Sordariaceae.
AUGUCGACAACAGCGAGCAAGGGGAGCUUCCGCUCCAGGAUGCCCCUUUGGGUCACAAACAUGGGACGACGGACGCUGGGAAUCACAUUGCUCCUGGUUGUGGUAUUCCUAUGGACGGUAUCCAACUUCCUCGCCAGCGUCAUGUUCGCCGAUGGCUCCUACAACAAGCCCUUCUUCCUCCUCUACGUCAACAUCUCCAUGUUCGCCUUCGCCCUAAUACCCAUGGGAAUCCGACACGUUAUGCAGUGCGGGUGGCCGGCAUCGAAGCGACAGCUGGUGGAGGCCUGGUACGAGAUACGACAGGGCAGGUCAUACCAAAAAGUGGCCACAGUCGACGACGAAGACGAAAUGGCGGGCGAGAGCCUUUUGGUCGACGACACAGGCAGCAUCGAAACCAACAACAAGUCUGAGGCGCUCAGCCUGGCUAAGACCUUCUGGCUCAGUCUCGAGUUCAGCAUGCUGUGGUUCGCGGCCAACUACUUCGCGUCGGCAUGUCUCGAGUACACCAGUGUCGGCAGCGUGACCAUCCUGACAUCGACGAGCAGUAUCUGGACUCUGAUCUUCUGCGCGCUGGCCGGUGUGGAAGGGUUUACGGUACGGAAACUUCUGGGAGUGCUGGCGUCGCUGGCCGGCGUGGUGCUCAUCUCGUCGCUGGACAUGAGCGGCGCGAGUGACGAGAUGCGAGGAGACUUCCCGGAGAAGUCGAGGACGGAGAUUGCCAUUGGCGAUGCCAUGGCCUUCUUCAGCGCCAUUGUGUAUGGCGUUUAUGUGACGGUUAUGAAGAAGAGGGCUGUGGAUGAGGAUCGAAUGAACAUGACGCUGUUUUUUGGGAUUGUGGGGGUACUUAAUCUGAUAUUCCUUUGGCCACUAUUUAUUAUCCUGCAUGUCACAGGGAUCGAGACUUUCGAACUACCACCAAACGGCACAACUUGGGCCAUCAUCUGGAUCAACACUAUCUCUUCCUUCUUCAGCGAUAUCAUCUGGGCAUACGCCAUGCUCCUCACCACGCCGCUAGUCGUUACCGUCGGCCUGUCCCUUACGAUCCCGCUGUCGCUUAUCGGCGAGAUGAUCCAAUACCACCAAUAUUCCAGCUGGAUUUACUGGGUUGGAGCUGGUAUUGUGGUCUUCUCGUUCGUGUUUGUGAACAACGAGAGCCAGGAGGAAGGCGGUGGUAAUGGAGAGGGCAAAGCGGACGGUAAGGAGCAACAUACAACGGCUGAGCUGAGGAGCAUUGUGGGAGGAUCGAGUACUUCCGACGCAGCUAUCGCUGUCUAA